Molecule: messenger RNA, 2166 nt
Organism: Scylla paramamosain (green mud crab)
Lineage: Eukaryota; Metazoa; Arthropoda; Malacostraca; Decapoda; Portunidae
Product: sulfotransferase 1A1-like
Exons: 9
Coding region: 345-1487 (380 amino acids)
Biological process (GO): sulfation
Cellular component (GO): cytoplasm
Molecular function (GO): sulfotransferase activity
Source: RefSeq, a predicted model, not a curated record
CUGCGCGCCUGCGGGCGCAUUAAUAUCCCGUUUGAGCAGAAGGACGGAGUGUAGUGUGUGAAGGGUUUCAGCUUCACCCAUAGAUAUAACUGAAUUUUCCAGGAGGACUAUUUAAAGUCCAACAUGUGAUUCCUUAGAUCGUAGUGAAACACACACACACACACACACACACACACACACACACACACACACACACACACACACACACACAUCUCCUGAAUUCCAAAAGCUAAAAGACGUGUGUGCAGGAGCUCCUUGGAGCACUUACAGGCCGACACACAGCAGAACAGGAAGGGAAGUCUGCACAUUGUUUGUCUGGCGCCACUGAAUUUUGGGUCUAUUGUAUGAGAAUACGAUGCCCUGAAGGAAAUUCCAGCUGUGCAGCUGUGUCUCUGUCUCUCAAUAAUUGUCCCACAACAAGUAUUGUGCAUUAUAGUAAGAUGAGUAGGCAGUUGCUGAGUGGCCAUAAGGUUGAACAGGCGAGUGAAGAGGAAGUCACGAGCAUGGAGAUAGUUCCUUUCGUUCGCGGGAUGGUCCGCAUUCUCCCUGAGGGCUGGCUGUAUCCUGGGAGCGCGCCCACCUACCUUGACAAGAUUUACAACAUGAAGUUCAGAAGCGACGAUGUGAUGGUGAUGACCUUCCCCAAGUGCGGCACCACCUGGAUGCAGGAGAUUGUGUGGACCAUGCUACACAACCCUAACCUGGAUAACCCUAAGGGGAAUGAGGCAAUAUGGUUCCGUUCCCAAGACAUCAGCUUGGAUAUGCAUAUGGACGCGGAAGCCAUGGGAGGGAAGUUAUGGAAUCCGAUAAUGGAGAAGUUCGAAAAGAUGUGUCCGGGCGGGAGAGUUGAGGACGGAGUGUCUCUGCAGAUCCUCGAGGCCACGGCAGGUCCUCGCGUCAUCAAGUGCCACUACCCAUUCUCUCUGUUGCCGCCUGAGAUGCUUCAGUCGGCCAAGGUCGUGUACGUGACCAGGAAUCCCAAGGACAUGAUGGUCUCGUUUUACUGGUUCUGGAAGGACUGUAGUAUAUUUGAAUAUCGUGGGAACUUCGAAAAUUGUGUCAGGCAGCUCAUGAAUGGAACAACAUUGUUCACUCCGUAUUGGCCACACGUGAAGGAGGCGUGGCAGAAAAGGCACGACUCAAACGUGAAGUUCGUCUAUUACGAGGACCUGAAAGCUGACAUCAUGCUGGAAUUAAGAAAGCUGAAUGAGUUCUUAGGAACACGACUGUGCGAGGAAAAGCUUGAGGCAGUGGCGCAACACACUUCCUUCUCCUCCAUGAAACGUAAAGGUGACAACCAUGAAAAAGACUUUUUCGGGGAAACAAAGUUCAACAAGAACGAAACCAAAGCUUCGUUUUACCGCAAAGGAACGACUGGUGACUGGAAACACCAAUUCUCACCUGAACUUCAGGAGGAGGUGGACAGUUGGAUCGAGGAAAACGUUGCAGGCACUGAUAUUUGUUUGAAAUGGGCUCUGGGGCAAUGAGUUAUGCCUCCUGCUGCUUCCUGAUAGUGAGUGCGGCCAUCUUGCUGUACCUACCUAGCUACACUGAACGAUGGGGUGUGUGGCUGCAGGACUUCCACUGGCAGCUGCAUCAUCAGCAUCUUUUGUUUUCCUUGGUUAACGUAAGCUGCCCAAACCUUAUCACUGCCCAUGCUUCCUCCUCCUCCUUCUCCUCCUCCCUUCAGAACAACGCCAGACGUACUAUACUGGGUCAGUGGGGUCAGUACCACCUCACUUGAAAUUAAUACUUUCAUAUCCUAACCUACUUAGUUUGAAGUUUUUAGUUUCUUUCUUUUUUUUUUUCUUUUUUAGAUUCUCUCAAAUUUUUACUAUAUGUUAUUUUUAUUGCUUUUAUUACCUUUCAUUUUUAACAUUACUAAUAUUCUUAUUUAGAUGUUAUAUUUUGGCACCAUAAAAUCUUUCUUGUAGCGCUAUCCAAGAGAUUUUUUAAACACUUCACAUCCGCUUCCUUGAUAUCUUACAUUGUUAAUUGAUUAUCUACUUGACACCACUACUGCUGUUUCUCAUCAUCACAUAAAUAACCCACGUUAUAUCUGAAUUAAUUCAUGUUUCUGAAAUUGCCGAAGUAAUAGGAAUGUUACUCUUUUUUAGAGAUUGUAAAACUCAACUAAGACUCUUCAAUAAAGUUUUGACAGAUGAA